AUGACGUCAUCAUGCCCACCGAACUCCUUUAUUCUAGAGUCUCUGCAAUCAGCUGACUCCAAUGCCUUGGGCGCUCAGCUGCAUCGCUAUGGUGGCCUUCAGCCAGCAGGUGCGUUCGCCCAGCCAUUGGGAACCCGACGUCUGCGCGCAAGCACAGCACACGCCCUACUUUAUGACCAAACUCACGACAAUCCUUCGCCAAUGGAGCGGCACUCGUUAUUCGAUUUCCUUCCACGCGCUGGCCUUGUCGCAAUGGGUUGUUGCGCCACGGGCUCAGUGCGCGGCUAUGAUGAACUAGUACCACAUCACAUCAAUGUAGUCACAGAGGAGCGGCUAUAUUCCACCUGGGCCGAAGCUUCACAGUCUUCGAAUGCUGAAAAUCCUGCUUCCGGGAAUACCGGCAUCGUCUGCGCCAAAGGCGUGCUUAACCGCCUACAUCAGUGGAUGGCAGCAGAGCGAUACAUUGAGACGUUCGUCGACCAGGUCUGCUGUCACUUCCCAAGCAAUGCAUAUAGCUUUUUAAUUUAG
Molecule: messenger RNA, 528 nt
Organism: Protopolystoma xenopodis
Lineage: Eukaryota; Metazoa; Platyhelminthes; Monogenea; Polystomatidea; Polystomatidae
Source: the annotation of a GenBank genome assembly